Molecule: messenger RNA, 1041 nt
Organism: Apiotrichum porosum
Lineage: Eukaryota; Fungi; Basidiomycota; Tremellomycetes; Trichosporonales; Trichosporonaceae
Exons: 1
Coding region: 1-1041 (346 amino acids)
Source: RefSeq, a predicted model, not a curated record
AUGACGAUGGUCAGCGCUCCCCCGCCGGCCAUCGCGGCAAACUCGGCGCCUUCCCUUACAAAGGGUAGGCAGUCGGCUUUACCACCUCUCGGCGCCAUGCCGUCCUCGCACGACAUGGGCCGCUUUGUCAGCGCGACACCCUCGGACGUGUCCGUCCCACCCCUCGCGCCGGCGCUCGACAUGUCGCUGCUCCCAACGACCCUGGCUGCAGUUAACCACCUGUGCGCCGCCCGUGUCCGCCUCCUCGCGACUAUGCCUACUGUAGGCAUGGCUUGGAGCUUGUGGUGCGGCCGCUGCGGAGCGUUGCGCGAGGGCUUUGGCGGUGCUUGUGCCUACAAGUUGCGUGACAAGAGUGGCAGUGCGACACCCUCCUCCACGACUACUUCGCGCAAGCGCAGUAUCAACGGCGAGCUCAAGAACUUGUCGAUGGACGCGGACCUUGACGCAGAGGGCGAGGAUGCGUCUCCCGCCGACGAGCUCGAGCGCGAGUUACACCGCACUUUGGCCGCCAUGGCAAACGGCUGCAACACCCCGCCUGCGAUGCCCCCUCAGCGUCGCCGCAAGUCGCCACGCUGCACCGCGUGUGGUUCAAAGUUCCGUCGUCCCCAGCCCCAGCCUGCGCGUUUCCCACCCGCUCGCUCUGUCGCGCGUACCAGGAGGCAGUCCUCUCUGGCGGCCGAGGUCAAGAACGAAGAACCCGAGGCGACCUCGACGACUCCUGCUUCGAGCGCAGCUCCGUCGUCCAACGGUAGCCCGGCCGGGUCCCCCGUGGCCUCCCCGGGUCCCAACGCGUUGUCGCGCACGCCGUCGUUGCAGCACAUUCCCACAUCGCACCCCUCGACGCCGACAUACCCGAACCCCCCAGUUGUACCUCCCCCGACAUCUGGCGGUACCGCCCCGCCCGUCUCGAUCCCUCCUGGCGGCGGAGCACCCCCGGCCAAGAAGCGCAAGACCAAAAAAUCGGGCCUCGCAAAGCUCCUCGCACAGAACGCGCAGCGCGCGGCGGAGAAGAACGGCAGCGGGAUGUGGGGCCUCGGGUAG